This is a messenger RNA of Gasterosteus aculeatus aculeatus (three-spined stickleback), 901 nucleotides long. It is a transcript of the gene cby1, whose product is annotated as chibby 1, beta catenin antagonist. The record is from RefSeq and is a predicted model, not a curated record. Lineage: Eukaryota; Metazoa; Chordata; Actinopteri; Perciformes; Gasterosteidae.
GAGAGAAAAUUGUUUCAAACACCACGUUAAGAAUUUAAAUAAAUAACCUGUAUGGAGGUAAAUAUACUAUACAUCUACUCUCAGUGAGAAAAACAACUACUGACCCACCUGUGAGGCCGUUUCAAUUAAAUGUCAGGACCUUAAGAAAUCACUAAAGAUGCCGCUGUUUGGAAACACAUUCAGUCCGAAGAAGAUCCCCCCUCGCAAAUCUGCAUCUCUGUCCAGCCUCCAUACGUUGGAUCGUUCAACUAGAGAAGUAGAACUGGGCCUUGAGUAUGGACCACCUGCCAUGAACCUUGGAGGUCAGAGUUGGAAAUUUGAAGAGGGCCAGUGGAUAUCAGAAUCGGUGGGAAAUGGGUCCGGUAAGGAAUUUCAGCGGCUUAAGAAAAGAAAUGUACAGUUGGAGGAAGAGAACAACCUCCUGAAACUUAAAAUAGAAAUUCUCUUGGACAUGCUGACAGAGACUACUGUGGAAUACCACCUGAUGGAGAAAGAAGCGGAAGAUAUAAAGACACAAAUUCGAAGGAAGAAAUGACAAAUCCAAUCUGAUGCCUUCAUAACAGGAAAUGUUUUUCAUUCUUAGAGAGAACGUCAAGAUUGCUUAUAGGGAAAAAAGAGCUGUUUCUUUGUUUUUGCUUUUACGCACAAAAUUAUGUGCCCAUAUUUUUUACAUAAUGAGGAUUUCUUUGUCGUAGAUGUAGGACUUGCUUGUAUUUAAUUGCAAAAGCAGAUAGUCAGAUAUUUGUUCUUUUCUACAUUUGUAACUCUAAAUCUGUAUCUGAAAGACACAGCAUAAUUUAUACAUCUGUAUGGCAAAUACAGGCAAAUUUUCUUCAUUUUCUUUCUAAGAUUUUUUGUAUUUAUUGUAUUUUCUAUUAGAACUAAAAUUCCAUUACAGUAA